AUGGGGAAUCUCAGAUGCUCAGACGACGAAAAAUGCACAUUUUUUAUCGCUCGGCCCCACGAAAUUGUGCUGUGUACAUCCAAUACCUAUGUAAAUCCGCAAAGGGCUGCAGGCGCGGUGACGUGCAGAGCGUCUGUGAACGGCACCAACUGCUGCGGGAGGCGCGAAACGUCAGAAAUGCAGAGUGAGAACGACGCCUCAACUGACCCAGCUCAGAUUCAUGACAUCGGGUUAUUCUCCAGAGAUGCCGCUGAGCAGUGCGCUGCAGCGGGAUGCGAUUUCUUUGUACUGUCGACAGUUCCCUUCGACGGAUUUGUGUUGGGCGAAAGAAGAGGGGCAAACCUGGCCGGUGAGGCGUCGCUAACCACUGCGAUUUACCGUGCUCUACAGCUUUAUCACGACAUAUUCAGUUGUCAAUGGGCAUAUGCAAAGCGGUGCACUCGCCGAUUAGAGAAGCAAGUGCCUCCCUAUAGGAGCCCAGCUACUUUCAUGAUACAUGAGCAUUGCAGUUUUUGGCGAAACGCCCUACGUUUCAAUAAUUUUAAAGGCGUCAAAACUGCAAGUGCUAAAAGCAGCAAUUGA
Molecule: messenger RNA, 582 nt
Organism: Eimeria maxima
Lineage: Eukaryota; Apicomplexa; Conoidasida; Eucoccidiorida; Eimeriidae
Exons: 3
Coding region: 1-582 (193 amino acids)
Source: RefSeq, a predicted model, not a curated record